AGAAAUUGUAUUUGAGAGAAUUAUGAUUAUUUAUAUAUAUGAUUAUAUAAUUAAUUGAAUUUGAAGUUAAAAUAAUUAUAUUAUGAAGGGUAUAUAUCAUUUUAUUUUGGAAAGAGAAGAGUGAUGUGAUUGGAGAGAGAGAAUAUUUGAGUUUAAAAAGAUAUUUUGUGGAUUUUAAAUGAAGAAAUAUUUUUGUUUUGAAGGAAUAGGAAAAAAGAAAGUAAAAUAAUGAUAAUUAUAUUAUUAUCAAUAUUAUGCUUUAGAUAGGCUCCUUGGAAGGCGUGAAACUUUACUAUUCAUCAUUUCUUCAUCGCAAAACCCUAAUCUCACAAAACCUUAGCAACCAAUUCCGCCGUCGUCGCCGCCACCUUUCUCCAUUUGGCAGCCACCAUAAAUCGCUGACCUUUUGCAAGCCACUAGUCUCCUUCGUCGUCCGUCGAUCGUCGCGUCUUCUCUGUCGGUCGUCGCGUGUUCGCUGCUCGUUCAUUUGAAGCCACGAUGCCCUCGUCGAUCGUCGAUUGUCACACACCUCAAUCAGCGUCAUCGAACUUUCUGCAUUUUCGUAAGCCAUCUGUUGUUCGUCAGUCGAAACUCACGCAAGCCACUAGUGAGCCAAUCCUUCCUUCAACUGAAGCCGUGAGCACAGUCGCCGAGCCGUGCGCGAACUCUAACCCGCACAAGCCGCUUCCAACCUCAGCCCGAGCCGCGCUCGAGUCGAUCCCUUUAGCCAAGCUGGAAGCUUGUAUUUUGGUCUUUUUCACCUAUUUUUUUGGUGUUCCUUUGUGUUCGUCGAAGACCAGUUUUGUCCUAGUUGUUCCUUUGGAUGCACCGAAGACCAGAGAUGUUCCUACGAGAUCACAUAUUGCACGUGUUCGAGAAUGCGUUAGUUUAGGGGCGAAGGUAAAGGUGGAGGUAAAAGAAAGCUGGUGAAUGACAAGAAGGGACCGUGGCGUGUCGUAGGGAAACAUUUUGCUUCCGCCAUUAUGUUGUUAGUUUUGAUUUCAAUAUUUUUGUACUUUCAUUAUUAUCAUUUUAAAACUAGAUAAGGCCCGAAUUAAGAUUUUGUUUUUUAGAUUUAUUUUUACUUACAUUAGUUUAUUUAUGAUUUGAAUGAGUACUUAAGGUUCAAUUAUGAAAUCUAGUUUUAUUUUUCAUUUUA
This is a messenger RNA of Cucumis melo (muskmelon), 1159 nucleotides long. RefSeq lists its product as uncharacterized. Bases 499 to 930 code for a protein of 143 amino acids. The record is from RefSeq and is a predicted model, not a curated record. Lineage: Eukaryota; Viridiplantae; Streptophyta; Magnoliopsida; Cucurbitales; Cucurbitaceae. The transcript is spliced from 3 exons.